Messenger RNA from Puma concolor (puma), 1626 nucleotides. It is a transcript of the gene UGT8, whose product is annotated as UDP glycosyltransferase 8. Gene Ontology annotation, cellular component: endoplasmic reticulum. NCBI's taxonomy places the organism in Eukaryota, Metazoa, Chordata, Mammalia, Carnivora, Felidae. Gene Ontology annotation, biological process: galactosylceramide biosynthetic process. The record is from RefSeq and is a predicted model, not a curated record. Gene Ontology annotation, molecular function: N-acylsphingosine galactosyltransferase activity.
AUGAAGUCUUACACUCCGUAUUUCGUGCUCCUGUGGAGUGCGGUUGGGAUAGCGAAGGCUGCCAAAAUCAUCAUCGUGCCGCCAAUUAUGUUUGAAAGCCAUAUGUACAUUUUCAAGACACUAGCCUCAGCCUUGCACGAGAGAGGCCACCGUACAGUGUUUCUUCUCUCUGAAGGCAGAGACAUCGCGCCAUCUAAUCAUUACAGCCUCCAGCGCUACCCAGGGAUUUUUAACAGUACCACCUCGGAUGCUUUCCUGCAGUCCAAAAUGCGGAAUAUUUUCUCUGGGAGAUUGACAGCAAUCGAACUGUUUGACAUACUGGAUCACUAUACUAAGAACUGUGAUAUGGUGGUUGGCAACCAUGCCCUGAUUCAGGGUCUAAAAAAGGAAAAGUUUGACCUGCUGCUGGUGGACCCUAAUGACAUGUGUGGAUUUGUGAUAGCGCAUCUUUUAGGGGUUAAAUAUGCUGUAUUUUCAACUGGCCUCUGGUAUCCUGCUGAAGUGGGUGCUCCUGCCCCAUUAGCUUACGUCCCGGAGUUUAACUCACUCCUCACAGACCACAUGAACUUGCUGCAAAGGAUGAAAAAUACCGGCGUUUACCUCAUUUCCAGAUUAGGGGUCAGCUUUCUGGUUCUUCCCAAGUAUGAAAGGAUAAUGCAGAAGUACAACCUGCUGCCGGAGAAGUCCAUGUAUGACUUGGUCCAUGGGUCCAGUCUGUGGAUGCUGUGUACAGAUGUAGCACUGGAGUUCCCGAGACCCACUCUGCCUAAUGUUGUGUAUGUAGGAGGAAUCCUAACCAAACCGGCCAGCCCACUACCAGAAGAUCUCCAAAUGUGGGUAAAUGGUGCUAAUGAACAUGGCUUUGUCCUGGUGUCUUUCGGAGCUGGUGUCAAGUAUCUUUCAGAAGACAUUGCUAACAAACUGGCUGGAGCUCUGGGGAGAUUGCCCCAAAAAGUGAUUUGGAGGUUUUCUGGAACCAAACCAAAGAAUCUAGGAAACAACACUAAGCUCAUAGAAUGGUUACCACAAAAUGACUUGCUUGGGCAUUCCAAUAUUAAAGCCUUCCUGAGCCAUGGUGGUUUGAAUAGUAUUUUUGAAACUAUGUAUCAUGGUGUACCUGUAGUGGGAAUCCCACUCUUUGGAGACCACUAUGAUACUAUGACCCGGGUCCAGGCAAAAGGCAUGGGGAUAUUGCUAGAAUGGAAGACAGUUACUGAAGGAGAGCUAUAUGAAGCACUGGUGAAAGUUAUCAAUAAUCCCAGCUACCGUCAGAGGGCCCAGAAGCUUUCAGAAAUCCACAAGGAUCAACCUGGUCACCCUGUCAAUCGGACUGUCUAUUGGAUAGAUUACAUUCUUCGUCACAAUGGAGCCCAUCACCUACGUGCCGCUGUCCAUCAAAUCUCUUUCUGUCAGUAUUUUUUACUGGAUAUUGCCUUUGUGCUUUUGCUUGGUGCUGCCUUGUUCUAUUUCUUCUUGUCCUGGGUGACAAAAUUUAUUUACAGAAAAAUCAAAAGUUUGUGGUCUAGAAAUAAGCAUAGCACAGUUAAUGGACAUUACCAUAAUGGAAUCCUCAAUGGCAAGUACAAAAGAAAUGGCCAUAUUAAACAUGAAAAGAAGGUGAAAUGA